This is a messenger RNA of Anisakis simplex (herring worm), 231 nucleotides long. The record is from the annotation of a GenBank genome assembly. Lineage: Eukaryota; Metazoa; Nematoda; Chromadorea; Rhabditida; Anisakidae.
AUGUGUUUAUUAUUGUUGUCAAAAUUCCGCUCGUUACAGGGCUACGAUACGAUUGUCGGUUCAAAAGGUGCACAGCUGUCGGGUGGCCAAAAGCAACGAAUCGCCAUUGCGAGAGCGAUGAUUCGCAACCCAAAAAUCCUCAUUCUGGAUGAGGCUACAAGUGCACUGGACACUGAGAAUGAACUGGUUAGCUGGGCUCCUCGGCGGGGAAUUGCACACCUUUCGGAAUGA